Molecule: messenger RNA, 2631 nt
Organism: Trichobilharzia szidati
Lineage: Eukaryota; Metazoa; Platyhelminthes; Trematoda; Strigeidida; Schistosomatidae
Source: the annotation of a GenBank genome assembly
AUUAAACUACAUCACAAAGUAUAUGGACAAAGUUCACUAGACAAAUUUCAUCCUAUUUCAUCGAAUGGUUUAUCAACAGAUCCAACGGAUGAGAAUAAAGAUAAUUCGGGUGUGUUAAAUGAAAGUGAUAUACUACUUGAAACUCCUGAAGCUUUAGCCCUGCAGAAAACACAAGCUGAACUGCGUACUAAGUUGAAAAAUCCACCGACACGAACGAAAGAAGUAAAGUCUCUUCCAAGAGGGCCAUCUCAACAAAUUGAAACUCGGAGUAAAGAUGGUCGCCGAAGAAUAACACCGAAAUUCUUAGGUCAUUUAGACAGUCCUGAUGAUGACGGCAACUCCAAUCCUCAGUUCACAUCACCACAGCCUAGUCGAUCAGAAAGCAAAUCCAGUCUGGAGAUAGUUUCCGAUUCAGCUUCAGAUUCAAGUAAAGCGGUGAAAACCACCACGUCAUCAACGAUAGUAACAGCAGCAGCAGCAGUAACAGGCAUGAUAAGUGCAACAACGAUGACAACAACAACCACAACAGCAACAGCAACAACAAAUACUACUAUUAUUACUACUACUACUAGUAGUACAACUAGUACAACUAACACUACAGUUCCUAAAACUGUAACAAGCGCUUCGAAUUCAUCAGGUGUUACAGUUGUGGCAGUCAAUGGGACUACUGGCACUAAUAGUAAUAAAAAUAACAGCAAUAAUAGUAGUAGUAAUAUUAAUAAACAACCUACUUCACAAGUUAAUCAUCCCUCUGUGUCAAAGAAUACUACAAUUGAAACAAAGCGUGGUGAUGAAACAGUUUCAGUAUCGAAUACUGAUGUAUCAUUGAACCAAAAAAAUGUUUCCUCGAAAACUGUUCCCAGUGGAGUACAAGCCCCAUCUACAACAACGAUACCACCACCACCACAACAACAGCAACAACCUCUCGUGUCGAAAAAGUCAUCAUCAGAAUCUUUAGAACAAGAAAUCGGUAUUGAACAGAAACGUGCUCGUCUUGACACUAACGACAGCGAGCCACCAGCUCAAGUAGACAAUGCUAAAUUGAUUAGUGAUGAAUCUGCGAAAGUGAACCCGUCUAGUAAACAGAGGAAACGACGUGUUCGACUUUUUACUGAAGAAGAAAAAUCACCGAAAUCUGGAGCUGAGGCUACUUCUGCUUCUUCUAAGUCAUCUGCUGUACAGAAUAAUAAAAAGGUAUGCUUCUCACCUGAGUCAUCACCGCAGCAAAAGCCGAAAUCCGUCACUAUAUCUAUUCCAGAACCGACCGAUAAUAUAUCAUCGACCAUACACACUGCAUCGACAGUUUUUACAAACCCUCCACCAUUUAUUAUCACUACUCCAGAUCAAUUGGCCAGUGUACCAAAAGUUCAGUUUGUCUGUUCAAACUUAAUAGAUGGACCAAUUGUUGUACAGUUGAUAAACUCCUCAUAUUCUUCUUCGACAUGUAGUGAAGAAGGCACAAAAAUGCCCGCCUCAAUAUCAAGAAUAUGCGCUAAUCGUGGUGACCGCCGUUUAUGGGAACUUGUCUCGUCUGAUCGUCUUACCUCUUAUGCUUAUUCAGAUGAAGUUAUUGUUGUCGGUGAUAGUAAAGGUCGGAUACAAUUAUUGUACAGCACUGGUGGUCGUAUCUGUCCUAAUCUCUUAUUGGAUUCUGUGCAUACCUUAGUAUUGACAAAUGAGACUGCUGAAACUGGCCAUUUAUCCACAUCAUCAUCAUCAUCCGGAAAGUCGGCAGAAUCAUCAGGCAGUAAUAAUAAUAGUCAUCUUAGUCGAUUACAUGCAGUUGUCAGUGGUAAUGAACAACAACAGCAACAACCACCACAACGUACAACUCUUCCGCAUAAUGGAGGCCCUAUUGGCGCCACUAAUGCAUUUAAUGGCAACAAUAACAAUAUCAAUAAAUUCAAUAUGGCUCGUAAAUAUCGACUAGCUGCUUUAUGCCGAUCUGGAAGAUUAAUCAUAUGGAAUUUUUCACUGACCAAUUCUGGUUUAGGUUCAGUGUCUAGUAUAUUCAAUGCUACUGUAUUUCCACAAAUACUUGUCGAAGCAAAUAUUAAAGAUAUUUUAAAUGGUGGUCAUAAUUCUCGAUUUAAUUCUUUAUCCUUUGGUCCAAAUGGAUAUCCUGUUGUAUAUUUACAAGAUAAUUCAUCUUACUUAUUCCACAUAGAAAGUCGUAUUUGGAUUGAAUUGUUUGAUGCUUCGGAUACAGCGCGUUAUCAGUUCGCUGUGAACGUUGCACGUGGUUCGCCUCCAGGUCCAUUAUCUGCUUGUCAACAGUUGAGUAAAAUAGUCAAUAGUGGAGGGAAGUUGACCUCUUCCACUGGUUCAAAUUCAAGUCUUAUUUCUGCAUCAUCAAGAAGAAUUUCAAAUCAGAACUUCCUUGAAUCUCAAACACAACUUGCUCUUGCAUUUGGAUCUUCAAAUGAAUAUCGUUACUGGCUAACAAGAUGGUUCCGUCAGCUUAUUGAGGAUAUUUCAAUGUGUUCAACAUCUUCAACAGAUGUAGUUGAAUUCUAUGACUAUAAUGAUAAUGAUAGAGUUCUGAGAGUCUCUCCUAAAGUAACUGUGACUGACAUGCCAAAUGGUCCAGUAAUUUUUAUUGUUCUCUUAUCUGAACAGUUCAGUUGCUAA